GGGCGGCCACUCGGACGCCGACAGGCAGCGUUCGGGAUGUGAACGGCGGCUCCAGCGCCCGGAGCGAGCGGCCGCCGGCGCCGAGCUGCAGCAUGUGGCUGGCCCUGCUCCUGGGGCUGCUCCUCUCCCGAGCCGGAGACUUCCUGGCUCUGCCACGGAGUGACUGCAUAGUAGCAGAACAGCUGUGCCUCUUAGACUCCAUCUGUAAUGCCACUUACAGGACUCUGGAAAACUGUGACCUUGCUAAGACGCGUUUCGUCGCGCUGGAUCAUGAUAGCAGGGUCAGAUGUCUGAAUGCAGAGCUAUACCUUGGGAACAGCUCUUUAUUGCACUGCAAGUGCCAUCGGCGCAUGAAGAGACAGGAGCAUUGCCUGCGCAUUUUCUGGACCGUUCACUCCAGCAUGACAGAUGGUUAUUUCAACUUGGAAACCUCUCCCUAUGAGAAUCCAGCAAUUGAAGAGCACUGGAAAACAGAUUAUAAUGAACUGGCAGCUCUGGUAUCAGGCUCUCAGUUAGCAGGAGAUGCAGCAAACCCAUGCCUGAAGGCAACUCAUGUCUGUAAUCUGAGCAAGAAGUGUGUUCGGCUGCGCACAGACUAUGCCUCAAUCUGCACCAGAGGGACUGGAAGUGAGGACAUGUGUGACCGUCGCAAAUGCCAUCGAGGGCUAAGAAAUUUCUUUGAGAAAGUCCCUGAGGAUUUCACUAGAAGGAUCCUAUUCUGUCCAUGUCAAGAUGAACUCUGUGGAGAAAGACGCCGGAAAACUAUUGUUCCCGAUUGUUCCUUUCAGUAUAGCACCAAACCUAAUUGCCUUUGGCUUCUGGACUCCUGCUUGGAAGACCAUAUCUGCAAAUCCCGACUGGCUGAUUUCCAACAAAACUGCCAACCUGCAGAUAUGUCCCCAGAUGGUUGCUCUCAGCACAAUCACGCUGCAUGCCUGCAGGCUUACAUGGGGAUGAUUGGCACGCCUAUGACACCCAACUACAUCAGUAACUCCAGUGUGGAGGUCUCCCUGUGGUGUACCUGUGAAAGCAGUGGCAACCAGAAGGAGAAGUGUGACCAGAUACUUGGCAUGUUUGAGAGCAACAAAUGCCUUGAAAAUGCUAUUUGGUCUCAAAUGCACCAGAAGCUGACAGGUCUGGAAAGACAAAAAGACUUGUAUUAUUCAUCUUCCCUAAGUUUCCAAGGAGACAGUGCCAGCACAUCUCUUGCUUCAGAGAUGUCUCAGGUGGCUGAAGUGAAGACACAGCAAGACACCUCUGAACACAGCAGUUUGCCUAUGGCCUCCUCUGUAUAUUCUGGAGCUGCUGUUUCUUGGACAUCUCUGUCUCUAUUCCUUCCCCUGUUGCUGAGCCCACUUUAACUUGGCAUGUGACAUAUUUCCUUCCCAUAUUAUUAAUCUUACCCCAUAUCCAGGCAUCUCCCAUUACUGAUUUACCCACAAGAAACAAUAGGCCUCUGUAAAAGGGGAAGGGAACAGCCUUAGCCUUGUAACUGCAGUCACUGAACACCUCUCCCUGACCUGUGCCCCUCUUUCCUCCAGUCAGUCUGCACUGAGAGAUGCAGAUUUGGUGCCCACCGUUGCUUCUGCCACAUUUAGUGUUUUGAGUGACAGUCAGGCUAAUAUUCAAUCAUGGUAUUUUAAAACAAGUCUGCAUUCUGUCAGAACUUGUGUGGGGUUAGUUUUCUAUCUACAGGGAUGCACAUGACACUGUUUCCUACCACCCUAUAUGUUUGAGCUCUUCCUUAAGCAUAGAGUACAGCACACCAUCCUCAAGUGUUAGGUCCUGUGCUUUGGCUACAACAACCCCAGGUAACACUACAGGCCCGGGGCAGAGUGGCUGGAAGACUGCCUGGAAGAAAUGGACCUGAGGGUGUUGAUUGAUGCUUGGCUAAACACGAGCCAGCAGUGUGCCCAGGCAGCAAAGAAGACCAAAGGCAUUCUGGCUAGUAUAAGAAAUAGCAUUGCCAGCAGGAGCAGAGAAGUGAUAUGCCCUGUGUUUCAGCUCCGGUGAGGCUCAGUUUUUGACCAGUCACUACAGGAAAGACAUCAGGGCCUUGGAGUGUGUCCAGAGGAGGACAGCAAAGCUGGUGAAAGGUCUGGAGCACAGGCCUUAUGAGCAGUGGCUGAAGGAGCUGGAAUUGUUUGGUCUGGAAAAAAAUGAGGCUCAGAGGAAAUCUUAUCACCGCCUACAACUACAUGAAAAGAGGUUGUAGUGAGGUGAGGGUCAGCCUCUUCUCCUGUGUAAGUGAUGGGGCUAGAGGGAAUGGCCUCAAGUUGCACCAGGGGAAGCUCAGG
Messenger RNA from Coturnix japonica (Japanese quail), 2297 nucleotides. Its product is annotated as GDNF family receptor alpha-4. Lineage: Eukaryota; Metazoa; Chordata; Aves; Galliformes; Phasianidae. The record is from RefSeq and is a predicted model, not a curated record. Gene Ontology annotation, molecular function: signaling receptor activity. Gene Ontology annotation, cellular component: signaling receptor complex; external side of plasma membrane. Gene Ontology annotation, biological process: nervous system development.